Messenger RNA from Leishmania major strain Friedlin, 4263 nucleotides. RefSeq lists its product as hypothetical. NCBI's taxonomy places the organism in Eukaryota, Euglenozoa, Kinetoplastea, Trypanosomatida, Trypanosomatidae. Gene Ontology annotation, molecular function: calcium ion binding. The record is from RefSeq and is a predicted model, not a curated record. The transcript has a single exon. Bases 1 to 4263 code for a protein of 1420 amino acids.
AUGCCUUCGUGCGUCUUUACCCGCACCCAGGUACUGGAAAGCCUCUCCGACGAAGAUGCUCGUCAGGAGGCGGAGUCGAUUCCAGAGUUCAUUUACUUUUUUCUGCGUGAUGUCUUCCUCGCCGUUGACGAGGACGGUGACGGCUACGUGACGGGCGAUGCUGUAUCACGCCUGUUCCCGGCCCUCGCGCCUGUGAGGGCAACAAAAGAUGCUGCCUCGUGCCCUGCAGCCUCCAGCCUCAUGACGCCGACGGUGCAUCCGACGUGGUGGAGUCCGACGUCUUAUGUCGCCCCUACGCGGUGUGCCGCCGCUUCUCAGCAGCGCCCUUUGGACUUGUGCGGUUUCAUGCAGACGUACUGGCCGAUGGUGAGCGAUAAGAUGGCGCACUUCGUGGGUGACACAUGGAGCAGGCAUAGCAGCGACAACCUCAGCGACUCUCGAGGACAACGCGCAUCGGUGAAUCAACAGCCCAUCCUCUCUCCCUCUCCAUUUCGCGACGUCUCGGCGUCGCCGCUGCGGGAACAACCGACCAGCCCUCUCGCUGCUUUCGUUACUGGCGGCCGCUUAGCCCCGUCGCCGGUUUGUGGGUCGAGUCCGCUGAUGGAGAGAGAGACGGUUUCCCCGGAGCAGCAUCGCCUCUACCGUGAGGCUGUUCGGUGUCUGUGGACGAGCAGCUGCCCGCUGUCGCCACAUGCCCUCACUCCUUCCCCUGCGCCGUCUGUACCAUCGCCAAUGUUGCUGCCUUGUCCGCAGCGUCUUCUGACGGAGAGCGACAUGGAGGAGCUGCUGGUGGCCUUUUCCUACCUGGACAGAAACCACAGCGGGUACGUGGGCGUGGCGGACGUGGCCGCUGCACUGCGGUCGCUCCUUCGCGCAGCCGCGUGCGCUGGCCAGGCCAUUGUCUCUACCGACACACCGGCAGAGGUGAGUGACGAGGUUCUGCAGCUUGCAAAUGCGAUGUUGCGCAUGGCCUUGUCCUCGACUACUACAGCAGACGAAGCUGUUGCCACACAAGGAGUACCUGCCUCUUCGGCACCUUCUUCCUCUAGCGGCUCUCCGGCUGUGCCCUCGUCGUCUAGAAGCAGUCCCUGCGUGAGCUGGACGGCGUUCGCGCGUUCGUUCCAGUGCGACACGGGUGCCUUUCCAGCAGAACUCAUCGCGUGGUGCGCAGCGUGCGCUCGCGCAAGCCGUGAGCUGCCCGCCCGCGCGCUGGCCACUUCGCCGCAGUGGAUGUCUCCGGUGGAGUGCGCCUACGUUCAGCAGCUGCUCGUCUCGUACGUCGACCUGCUGUGCGCUGAGAAGGGCAGUGUCUCUCCUCACCCGUCGUCGACUGCGACGGAGAAGGCACAACCGGUGCCAGCGGCUGCGCUCUCCCCGCGCCUCUCUGUGAACACCCACUUCACAAAGAAGCCGCCGCAAAGCUGCGGGUCGGCGGGCACCUGCGGCGAUCGUCGGCACAGCCGAUAUGUGUGCCAGACGCAUGCGACUGCGGCCGCAUUGCAGCAGUGGUGUCAAUGCGCGAACGCACAGGCAAAGCACUUGGCAGAGAGCGACAUGAACACUGUACCGCUGACUCUGCUGGAGGCGAGCCUUCGACGGGAUCUGCAGGCAUUCCUGUUUCCUAAGGCAUUCGAGUUCUCUGCUGCGGCAGGGGCGGCACUGGCGGAGGUGUUGGAACACCAUGUGCAGGCCGUGUGCGCGCUCGCACAAGGUGCGGCCCGUCUCCCUGCUCUCUGUCAUUCCCCGAAUGCAAGGAUGGAAGGCAAAGCGUCGGCACUUCGGGGUCUCGCCGGGCAUUGUUGGGAGUCGGUGCACGUGGACCUGGACAAGUUAGUCGACGUCAUCACCGCCGAUCCGCGGUACUUGCAACUGGAGGUACUGGUGCCUUUGGAAUCACGGCUGACCGCCGUCGUGGACGCUGCUCGGCACCAUCCGCGGCGCCUCGUUGAGGAGGCUGUGAGGCUUAUUUCUGUGUUUGUGCAUAGCGCACGACUGGGCGACUCAGAGCUGGCGGACGUGCUGGAGCUGCGGCGUGCGCUGUCCACGGUUUCCCCUUCGCUGGCGCGGCUCAUCACCGGGGCCACCAGCUUCUGCGAGGGCCGACUGCGCUUGGAGGAGUGCAUGAUCACGAUCUCUACCCACGUUCUAUCGGUGCCGCCGCCUUUGCCCGUGGCCGUUUUCCCAGCCUUUGCAGGCUCUGUUCUUCCAAGCGCGCCAGUGACCAAGCACGACGACGCGGUGAUGGCUUUGUGCGAUCAUCCUUGCUACGCAAUGUUGCAGGACACGCGCUUGCUGAAGGCAUCGCAUGGUUGGCUGCGCUACGCGUGCCGACGGAUGCCACCCCGGGAGCAGCGCACUGUCAUUGAUGCGCUAAGGCUCAGUUGCGGUAGCAGCAGCCGAGGAGGGAGCUUAUUCGAAGCCGCCGCUCGCGGCUUUGGUGUAAUCCUCGAUGCGAGACUCGACAACAGGGAGCAGCAACGCUCUCUUUCUGCGUGCGACGUGUACAGCGCGAUGCUGCCACGGGUCAGGGCAAGCUGCUGGGUAUGCCGAAUGGACCCUGUCGUGGCGGCGCACGCCACGCUGGUCCUGAUCGCUGCCAGUGGCAGCGCCGACAUGACCGAUCUGACGGAGGAGUCCGUGUGGUGGGCGGGUGUUCACACUUUGCUGGGGCAGUGGGUUCACGCCCAGCAUAGCCGCCGCUGUCUUUUAGAGAGCGCCGAUGCAUGGGCUAUGGAUGCCAUCAAAUGUACUGCUGCGGAGCUGGGACUGCCGUGCUGCCGAGCUGUGAGCCAAGUACUUAGCCACCUACCCGUCGCAUCAUCAACCGCGUCGCGCGUGGUCGUUGUUGAGGAGGAAGAGCUGACGCAGUCUCUGAGUUGUGUCGUCGAGUCUCUCUCUCUUUGGGCGACUCCGCCGUCGGCGAAUCCAGAAUGGCAGUCGUCGUCCGCCGCGGCGUGUGCGCGGCUUGUCGACACGCUCGUUGGCUCGUGCCCUCGCCGCGACUCGACACGAGUGGAUGUCUCCGCGCUGCUUCGGCGGUGGCUGGAGGCGUACCCUUUGCCACUGCCAGUCACGCAUGUGUCGCUGUGCUGCGCGGUCGAGGAGGUCGGGUCUGUAUACUACACGCUAAAGCGGCUCGCCGCCUCAGAGGAGGCUCAGCGUCGACGAAGCGAGACGCCGGCAGGCGGGGCUGCGGCGCCGCCCCGCACCGUCAGCGAGGGACGCGCAACCGCAACUGCAGCGAGUAGACAAGUCUCAUCUGCACCUGUCGUGACCGGCAUCAGCCCGGUGUGCUUGUCGGAGCUUCUGGAGAACGAGGACGUUCUCCUCGCUCUGUAUGCCGUCAGCCCGGCAGAGGCAGUUGGCGUAUGGGGCGGUGCACUGUGCCACCUCGGCGCCCUACUUCGCCCGGUGUUGCUGAGCUCAACGGGCGUACGAGUGUCGCUGUACAAGCUCAGCGGGCGGUCGUCGGAGAGUGAAGGCGCUGUGGCCACGGCGGUGCCCAGCUCCACAUCUUCUCCACGACCUUCGAAGGCCAUCUCGCACCGAAACGGCGGCCAAAGCUCCUUGGCCGACGCGAUUCUGUCCAUGGCUGUGCCUGCGUCUCUGCAGCACGCCGUGGCUCAGCUCUUCGCCUGCGUCGACGUCGAGGGCACAGGCGCGGUGACCGAAGAUCAGCUGCGCAGUCACCGAUCGCGGGUGCCGGCCUCUGCCCGAUACGGAUGGCACCGCUUUGUGACCGCUGUGUGCAGCAGCUCUGCCAUGACCUCAUUGCCAUCGUCGUCUUCUAGAACGACGCCGUGCUCCUUGAUCUCUGGCGGUCUUUCAGCCGGAGUACUUCGGUCGCAUUGGUGGAGCCGUCGACGCCGUGCUGCUGUAGCGACGCUGAGCUGCGCUGGCGAGGCUCAGCCGCAGGCAGAGCAGGCCUCAUGCUCGUCUGUCGCCACGCAGCGCACGGAUGACGACGUGGUAACCACCUAUAGCCUCGGAGACAUGUUGAUGCGCAUGGCGGAGCUGCGUGUCUGCGUUCAAGCGCAGCUCUUGGAGGAGAGCAGCACGCGGGCAAAGGCAGAGGCGAGCGUCUUUGUAUCCAGAAAAUCGGGCCUUGCACUGACGAGGGCUAUCACGGAUGCUGACUCGCCCUUAUCGACGGCCGUUGGUCAGAAAGCAGCGGUCUCUUCGCCACCGACGGCGGGGACGGCCCAAUGGUGGGCAACAUACCUGGAGGAGCUCUGCCGAAGCUACUCUCCUCUGGCUCUGUAA